Dendrobium catenatum is the source of this 1256-nucleotide messenger RNA. RefSeq names its product bifunctional phosphatase IMPL2, chloroplastic. The transcript is spliced from 9 exons. Gene Ontology annotation, molecular function: histidinol-phosphatase activity. NCBI's taxonomy places the organism in Eukaryota, Viridiplantae, Streptophyta, Magnoliopsida, Asparagales, Orchidaceae. The coding region runs from base 36 to 1028 and encodes 330 amino acids. Gene Ontology annotation, biological process: L-histidine biosynthetic process. The record is from RefSeq and is a predicted model, not a curated record.
AGAGAGAGAGAGAGAGAGAGAGAGAGAGAGAGAGAAUGAUGUCUGCUCACUCUCGCCUUCUCCUCUCUUCCAAUCCCCAACUCUCUCCUUGCCUUCGCCGGCCAGUCACCAAAGACCUGCAUUCAUUUCCUUUCUUGCGAAUUCGAGGUCUGCAGAUGGGUAGGAUCGGGUUGGAUUCUCUCCGGGACGUCAAGGUCAGUUCUGGCGCUGGUUCGCCGGUUACGGAUAUUGAGCUGGACCAUUUCUCUACGGUGGCAAACAAGAUGGCGGACGCUGCCGGCGAGGUCAUCCGGAAAUAUUUCCGCCAAAGCUUCGCAAUUCUCGACAAGAACGAUCUCAGUCCUGUGACUAUCGCCGACAGGGAGGCGGAGGAGUCGAUGUGUUCGAUUAUAAUGGAGAAUUUUCCAACUCAUGGGAUUUUUGGGGAGGAGAAUGGCUGGAGAUGCAAGGAGAAUUAUGCUGAUUAUGUUUGGGUUUUGGAUCCUAUCGAUGGCACCAAGAGUUUCAUUACUGGUAAACCUCUAUUUGGCAUACUUAUUGCUCUUCUCUACAAGGGGAAACCGAUUCUUGGCAUCAUUGACCAACCUAUUCUCAGAGAGAGAUGGAUUGGGAUAGAGGGGAAAACAACCACACUCAAUGGACGGGAAGUAUCUACAAGGACAUGCAGCAAACUUUCUCAAGCCUACCUCUACACUACAAGCCCACAUCUUUUUACUGGGGAGGCUGAAUUGGCUUUUAGUCGUUUGAGAAAUAAGGUGAAGGUCCCAUUAUAUGGCUGUGAUUGUUAUGCGUAUGCGCUUCUGGCUUCUGGGUUUGUGGAUCUUGUUGUUGAAUCUGGGCUUAAGCCCUAUGAUUUUCUCUCACUGGUUCCAGUGAUAGAAGGAGCCGGAGGAUCUGUAACAGACUGGAAAGGAAAUAAGCUUCACUGGAUGCCAUCACCGGACUCGUGUGUUAUGGGUUUCAAUGUGGCGGCAGCUGGUGACCUUGAGCUGCACAAGCAGGCGUUGGAGGUUCUACAAUGGCAAUGACUUGUACAUUCCAGGAAGAUAAUAUAGCAAAUUAUUGGUCUGCCCGAUAGUUCAGAGGAUCAUAAUUUCAGAGAACAAUAUGUAGCUAAUUUACUAAAAAUAUUUUCUGCGCUGAUAUUUAAGAAUGAAUUUGGAAUUAGAGAAUUAGAUCUGUAUCAUAUACAGGUGAUAAUAAUUGUUCAAGCUGGCUCUUUGCAGCAAAUUGGACUUGAUUAAUUAGCCAGAAAA